Messenger RNA from Gadus macrocephalus (Pacific cod), 2496 nucleotides. Its product is annotated as lysophosphatidic acid receptor 4-like. Lineage: Eukaryota; Metazoa; Chordata; Actinopteri; Gadiformes; Gadidae. The record is from RefSeq and is a predicted model, not a curated record. Gene Ontology annotation, molecular function: lysophosphatidic acid receptor activity. Gene Ontology annotation, biological process: positive regulation of Rho protein signal transduction; phospholipase C-activating G protein-coupled receptor signaling pathway. Gene Ontology annotation, cellular component: membrane. Bases 127 to 1002 code for a protein of 291 amino acids. The transcript has a single exon.
UCGUUUCCUGUGUGGUUAAAAACCUAAAUUCAAACACGACACUUCUUUAUCAAGAUCAGGGUGGUGUGCUACACGGGUCAGACCACAGCAGAGCAGUCUUUCGUUUGGCAUUCUUCACUCGACAACAUGUCAUCUGCCGAGGAGGGGAACAUGGCCUACGCAGUGAUUUUUGGGUGCAUCGUGGUGCUGGGUUUGCCGCUCAACGCUGCGUCCCUGUGGAUCCUGAUACAACGCCACCGGCUCAAGUCUCCCAGCGCUGUCAUCAUGAUCAACCUGGCCUUGGCCGACCUGCUGCUGGUGCUGUCCCUGCCAAUGAGAGUCUACUACUAUGCAACAGGCACCUGGUCCCUCGGGGUUUUCGCCUGCAUCUGUAUCUCCUCGCUGUUCAAUAACAACAUCCGUGCCAGCGCCAUCUUCAUCACCUUCAUCGGUGUGGACCGACUGCUGGCUGUGGUGUUCCCUCUGAGUUCCAGGCACCUGCGCAACACCACCAACAGCUGGAGGGCAUGUGGCUUGAUUUGGAUCUCUCUAGUGGCUGUAAGCAUCCCAGAGAGCGUCGCGACAUCAUCGUUGAUGCAGCGCUGCAAUCUAACGAUCUGCUUUCACCCCGAACGCUCCCCCUGUUUUAAGGUGCAGAUUGCUCCAUCACUGAAUUACGUGCAUUCUUGUUUCGUGUUCACUUUACUGGCAGUCAAUUGUAUCUCCACUUCAAUGGUGUCCUGGAAAUUGCGCAGUCAUCUCAGUGACUCUGUUCAGGUGGUCAACAAGAUGAAUGUAAUGCUCAUCUUUGCCAUGAACUUGUUGAUGUUUUUCAUAUUUUUCUUACCUGUUUCAUUGGUACUGAGCGUUGAAGAGUGGAGGGUUGCUGUUGAGCCAGCACUGUGUCUUGCGAGCAUGAACUGCUGUUUUGAUCCUCUGUUGUAUUACUUUUCUUUGGAUUCCUUCUGGAAGAAGAAAGAGGAUGACAAGGCAAGGCCUAACGGAAUCUACAGCCGGUCAUGAUUCAGGUGAAAUAGAGCUACACUGAGCCAGUUGAACGAAUAUAUAAUGUAUGUCACCUUAUAUAUCUAUUUAUAUAAAGCCAUUGAAGAAAAUGUUGUUUUGCUGCCAUAGUUUAAUAUAUUAUUUGUAUGAGUCAAUAAAACAUUAAAUUCAGUACAUAACUGAAACUACUAAAGCAUAGGGGAGUUGUAAUGCCAUUUUGUAGUAUAUUUUAUCAAUGUAAAACAAAAUCAAGACUCAAGUCGAGAAAAGGCUAACUAUUCUGUGCUUCAUCUUUUAAGGCCUCUAAAUUUAAUGUAAUAAGAUGAGCCCUUUCCUUUCUUUAAUAAUCACAUAUUAAUUUUGUAUGAGUAUUACAAUCUCCAGAUAUAAACAGAGCCAGAUGGACUCAAGCUUUUGAGUUAAGCUAUGGCUGACCUCACAGAUCGAUUCCCCAUCAGUGACUGUGCAUGGGUUGUUAGUAGCCUCAUUUGGACUUCAUAUAUGCAAUCAGUGCCAUCAGCCCUCCAACCACCCAGUGUGGGAUUAACAGGUGUGAUGGAAGUGGAUGAUAAGUCUGAUGACAUGGCACACAGAGGUGUUGUGUUUUUGGUACUAUUAGUAAAUGUAUGUACACAAAUGAACAGUCAUUGUAAUGGGUAUGUUUUUAACCCUUUUCUCCCUCUUGAUUAUGCAAUUCAUAAUACUGUAAACUUGUAAUUUCUGAAAUUCUUCUGACUUUAUGUAAGUGAACUAUUGUCUAUGCAUGUGUGUAUCUGUAGUGUUGUUGUGUAUGAUGUUGUGUGUUUUUGGUUGUGAAGGACCCCAGGAAGAAUAGCCAUGCAGUUGAGGCAAUUGCUAAUGGGGAUCCAUAAUAAAGUAAAGUAAAAGGUAGACUAGAUGGAAACCGGGGGUGCUGAAAUAUUCAUUCAAAAUAUUAUAAUGUAUUAUUCUACAUUUGUUUGUGUUUAAAUAAAUGGGUGUAUAGAUUUCCACAACUAAUUCAGUUUGUUUUUUUAUUUACUUUAAUCCCAGAGAAAGGUGAACAAAAUAUACAGAUCAAAAGUUUAGUGGUUAAAACAUUUAUAUGUUCCCUUUCGGUGUUGUAAUGACUUAAGUCCAGUCUCUGACUCUGGACCAAGGCUUCAAACCUUGUUCUACAAAGAAUUCUAACAGUGCCACUUUUUUCUCCCUUUCCUCUAAUUCAUAAACUCAUGCAAUACUAAAUAAAGACAGCAAGUGGGAUAGACAACUUUAUCGAUUCAAAGUGCAAAAUAAAGCUCCUAAAAAUGUUUUAAGGAUGGUAAUGAAGCUGAGGUGAGCUUAUUGCGAUAUAAUGCAACAAUAAACAAAACAGGGUUACUUUUGUGAGACUUUUUUUUGGUUAAACUGUUAGAACAGUUCAUGAUCGAUGUUAUCUACGUCUGUCUUACAAAAAAACAACACAAUAUCAUCACAUCAGUUACAGCGAGAAGCUUAAGUGAUACGGAAAGCAUGCAAGGGUUAACCGGAAAU